Pyrgilauda ruficollis (rufous-necked snowfinch) is the source of this 567-nucleotide messenger RNA. Its product is annotated as serine/threonine-protein kinase CLA4-like. The record is from RefSeq and is a predicted model, not a curated record. The transcript has 2 exons. Bases 7 to 567 code for a protein of 186 amino acids. Lineage: Eukaryota; Metazoa; Chordata; Aves; Passeriformes; Passeridae.
GCUGGAAUGCGCGUGCGGCGGCGGGGACGGGAGGGGCCCGCGCCUUCCCUUGUGCCGGCGGGCGCCGCGGGGGAGCCGCCGCGGCCCCGCGCCUCGACAAGUUUCGGAGCCGCCCGGUCCUUUAUGAGCACGGAGCCUCAGCACCACGUUCACGGCUCCGGCUCCGUAUCCCUCCGCGCCGAGCGCCGCCGCCUUAACCCUUGCCGCGCCGCUCCCGGCCGGGGCGGGCGGGGAUCCACGGACACCCCCGGGAGCCGCCCCGGCAGCCGCCUCGCCCCGGACGCAGCGCCGGGACACCCCAGCAGAUGGGGAGAAGCGGGUCCCGUCGGGCCGCUCAGGGAAACACGCACCCCGCGGGAACAGACCCCUCCCCACCGCUCCCCAACUCAGCCAAACCGACAGCAAACCUCGACAUGCAGCACUGCCGGCAAUGCACGUGCCCCAAAAGACAUUAUCGCACUCACCCUGAAUUCACAUACCCUACAAUAUGUCUUAAUACUUUCAAUAUAUCAAUACAAAGUCUUACUGCUCAAAAUAAAAUGGCAUAUAAAUUACAUAAAUCUUUAA